AUGGACCCGGAAGUAAUUGCCGACUGCUUUUCGCGCUACUCCUCGUGGGGCUUCGUGCUGCUCGUCAUCUGCGAGGCGUUCGUCCUCUUCUGGUCGACCAUCCAGGAGGUCUCCUUCGUUCGCGUAGCCCUCGCCGUCUUCAAUUUGGCCACCUAUACCGUCAGCGCCUUUGCGUACCGCCAGUUCUACCGUCGCGGUUUCGUCUACAAUCCGGCCCUAUGCGUGACGUUUGUCCUCCUAUCCGCUACACAACUCAUUGACAUCAUCGUCCUUCUCUUCGAACGCCCGAUAUAUGAGCAAAAUCUGCCGCUGCAAGCCCUCUCGGUGAUGGCAGAAACGGCUCUGCUGUCAAUCAGCGAUCGCUCAGAAAAGGUCAAGGAUGUACUCAAAGCCUCACCCGAAGAGCAUGCGGGCUUCAUGUCAAAAUUGUUCAUGCAAUGGGUCACUCCGCUUGUCAGUGUCGGCUCGAAGAAAGCGCUGGAAACCGAAGAUCUCUACCCGAUUCAUAGCGAGACCAAAUGUGAGAAGCUGCUCCCGAGGUGGGAGGAGCACUGGGCCAAGCGGCAAUAUGAGGCUGCUGAAAAGGGGAAAACACCCUCCCUCGCAUUUGCGUUGUUUGGAAUGUACCGGACAAAGUGGAUUGCGAUGAUGAGCCUACGAUUAAUCGCUGAUUUUCUGAACUUCCUGAACCCGAUACUGUUAAAAUACCUCCUCGACUUCAUCUCCGACCCAGAAGCCCCGUUUUCGCUAGGAAUCGGCAUAGCCCUUUGCAUGUUUAUGGUCUCAGAAGUGCGAUCGUUAAUUAUGAAUCAAUUCAUCUACCGGGUAAUCGUCUACUCCGUCAAGUUGCAGAACAUGCUGGUGAACUCGGUGUUUAGAAAAACAUUACGCCUCUCCCCAAUGGCCAGAAGCACUCGAACCGUCGGCGAAAUCGUAAAUUUCAUGGCGAUCGAUGUGGAGAAGAUGAUCCAAGUGCUGCCUUUUAUCCACAAUAUCUGGUCAACGCCACUACAGAUAACCAUCGCAAUGGUGCUGCUCUGGUUCGUGCUGGGCCCUCCGGCAAUUGGUGGCAUUCUGAUUAUGCUCUGCUUCUUCCCUCUGAACUACUACAGCUCACGGUACCAGAAGCGCUGCCAGAUCGCGCAGAUGAAAGUGAAAGACACCCGGGUGAAGAUGUGCAAUGAGGUCCUCUCCGGCAUCAAGCUAAUCAAGCUAUACGCUUGGGAGGAGGCAUUCGAAGCGAAAAUCAUCGGGAUGAGGGUAGAGGAAGUGAAACAUCUACGAAAAGCUGCACUUGUUGGCCGAGCCGUUGAUGCAGCAAACGCGGCGGCCCCGUUUUUGGUGGCCGUCGUAUCGUUCGGAACUUACGUCCUCUGGUCUGAAGAGAACAUUUUGACACCACAGAAGGCCUUCGUCUCCCUAGCCAUUUUCAACCAAAUCCGGCAACCCAUGAGGAUUAUGGCCCAGUUCAUCAACAACCUCGUCCAGGCCUCUGUCUCCGAAAAACGGCUUCGAAUCUUCCUGAACGCCGAGGAGAUGCGCAAGCACAAGUGGACCAGCAGCGAGCCGAACUUUGCGAUCCAGAUGGAGCAGGUCUCGAUGAACUGGCGAGGCCCCGACUUCAGCGCGGAUCUGCACAACAUUGACCUGGAGAUCCCAGUAGGGUCGAUGACCACCGUAGUUGGGCAAGUCGGAAGCGGGAAGAGCAGUUUGAUAGCGGCAGUGUUGGGCGAGAUGAACGUCUUGGGCGGGUCGGUGAAGCUGACCGGCCGCAUCGCAUAUGUCCCUCAGCAACCGUGGCUCCAAAAUGUCAGCAUGCGCGAGAAUAUCGUCUAUGGGCGCAAAUUUGACGUGUUCUUCUACAAGAAGAUCGUUGACGCUUGCGAGUUGCAGCCGGACUUCUCCAUUUUCCCGCAGGGUGAUCUGACCGAAGUUGGAGAAAAUGGUGUCACCCUCUCUGGAGGUCAGAAAGCCCGCCUCGGAUUGGCCAGAGCCCUGUAUCAAGAAGCCGACAUCUACCUCCUUGAUGAUGUUCUCUCUGCUGUAGAUGCUCACGUCGGAACGAACGUCUUCGAGAAGGUCAUCAGCCGCCGAGGUUUGCUAGCAGGGAAAACUCGAAUUCUGGUCACUCACGGGCUUCAGUACACCCAAGAAGCCGAUAAUAUUGCGGUGAUGAAAGGUGGCCGUAUCAUCCAACAAGGCACCUAUUCCGAGUUAAAAUCUGUUGACGGCACUUUCAACGAGCUUCUCCAAGAAUACCACAAGGCCCAGAAGCAGCUCGACGAGGAGAAGGUGGACAGCGAGACUGCUACCAUCCCCGGAAAACGCCGAACCCGCCUCAGCUCGUCGGUCUCUGAAAAAGCGAAAAGCGGCAAGAAGAUCAACUUUGUCGAGCCGAAAAUGAACAAACCAGAGCACAUUGCGACCGGCAGGGUAGAUAAAUCCGUGUACUGGAUGUUCUUGAAGGCCGCCACGCUCAAGCUUUCAUUGUCAUUUAUCGGAUUCCUGUUGAUGCACUACGUCUUGUUGUCGGCGAGGUCGAUUUGGUUGUCGAAGUGGUCCGAUGCUGAAGCCAGCGUGGCUAGAAACACUACGAUGUCGGUCUACGAACGACUUGGUGUAUACACACUUUUGGGAGCUUUGGAAGUCGUUGCCAUCAUCCUCGCCCUCACCUUCCAAGUGAUGGCCAUGCAAGCAGCGUGUAUUCGACUCCACCAGCCUCUCUUGCACAGUAUUCUCAGAUCCCCAAUGCAAUUCUUCGACACGACCCCGAUCGGCCGGAUCCUUACCCGGUUGAGUCGGGAUCUCGAGGUUGUAGAUGCUCAACUCCCACAAAAUCUUCGCCAAUUCUCGCAGUGUACGUUACAGGUGCUCAUGAUCCUUUGCCUGAUCUCAUACUCCACGCCGGUGUUUAUUCUCGCUAUCAUCCCGCUCACGUUCUUCUACUUUUUGAUAUUGCGCUACUUUGUCCCCACCGCUCGUCAACUGAAAAGAUUAGAAAGUGUCAAAAGAGCUCCAAUCUUGUCCACCUUCGCUGAGACAAUCGUCGGCGCGACCUCAAUUCGAGCUUAUGGCAAGGUCGAUGACACUUGCAACUCCUUUGGAUACAUCGUCGACAAGAAUAUUCAAUGCCGACACCUUACUAUGGCCACGAAUCGAUGGCUAGGAAUACGUCUCGAACUCCUCGGUAACAUCAUCGUGCUCCUCGCCGCCCUGAUGGGCGUCAUCUCAACCCGAUUUUCCGUGAUCAGCCCCGGUCUGCUCGGGUUGUCCGUGUCGUUUGCUUUGAGCAUCACGGAACAACUCAAUAUGGCCGUGCGGAUGCUGGCUGAUCUGGAGUCGAAUAUCGUAUCCGUCGAGAGGAUCAAGGAUUAUACUGGGCUGGAUGAGGAGAUGGAAUGGCGCUCGGAUUGCCCACCAGAUACGCAAUGGCCAGCUGGCGGCAAGAUCAACUGGAGCGAGUACUCCACCAAGUACAGGGAAGGUCUUCCACUCGUGUUGAAAACGCUAUCGGUUACCAUCGACGCCGGAGAGAAAGUGGCGGUUGUUGGGAGAACUGGAUCAGGCAAAAGCAGCUUGACCCUCGGUCUGUUCCGACUUGUCGAACCGGUCGAUGGCCGGAUUACGAUCGACAAUGUCGACAUCUACAACAUCGGGCUGCACGACUUGAGGGAGAAAUUGACGAUUAUACCCCAGGAACCAGUCCUGUUCUCCGGCACCCUACGCUUCAACCUCGAUCCGUUCGAGAAGUAUUCCGACGCGGAACUGUGGGCAGCACUGGAUGCUUGCCAGUUGAAGGACUUCGUUGAAGAUAAGGAGGAGAAGCUGGACUACAAGAUCGCCGAGGGAGGGAAGAACAUGAGUGUCGGUCAACGCCAGCUUGUCUGCCUGGGCCGAGCCAUCCUCCGGAAGGGCCAAAUUCUGAUUCUGGAUGAAGCGACGGCAGCUGUUGAUGUGACUACUGAUGCUCUUGUGCAGCAGGUAAUCCGCGACAAAUUUGCCGACGCUACCGUAAUCGCUAUCGCCCAUCGGCUGAAUACGGUGGCUGGAUAUGACAAAAUCAUGGUGCUCGAAAAGGGUGAACUUGCCGAAUUUGACGCCCCGCAGCGUCUCCUCGCCGACAAAAAUUCGCGAUACGCCCGCCUUGUGGAAAAAUCCAAACACCAA
This is a messenger RNA of Mesorhabditis spiculigera, 4167 nucleotides long. NCBI's taxonomy places the organism in Eukaryota, Metazoa, Nematoda, Chromadorea, Rhabditida, Rhabditidae. The record is from the annotation of a GenBank genome assembly.